GCGGCGCAGCCCGCGGGCAGGAAGCUGGAUGAGGACGUGUGUGCGGGCGAGGCAGCCCCUCGGGCAUGAAGGGGACUGCGGGGACUCUGCCCUGCCCUGCAGCCGAGCGGGGACAUCAGGAAGACAGCUGCCUUCAGAUGGUACAGAACUCACUGACAGUUGCUCUUGCUUCAGUCCUACUUCAUGAGAACUUCAGAAGCUACUAACUGAGUGAUAUUUGGCCAGACCUAAAAUAUCUUCCACUCCAGAUCUGAAAGUAGUGGAAAAGUUAGACAAUUCUCUCUUGGAAAGAGACCGGUUGUAGUUUAUUCACAAGUCCACAUUGUUUCAAAUUUCUAAGCAGAUGGUACGUGAACAAUACACGACAACGACACCAGGCACGAGCCUCGAAAGGCCGAAGAAUGAAUACAUCUACAAAAUUGGAAUUUAUGGCUGGAGAAAGCGUUGUCUCUACCUGUUUGUUCUCCUCCUGCUUAUCAUCCUAGUUGUGAAUUUUUCUUUGACAAUUUGGAUUCUUAAAGUGAUGUGGUUUUCUCCAACUGGAAUGGGACACCUGCGUGUUACAAAAGAAGGCCUUCGACUGGAAGGGGAAUCUGAAUUCCUGUUCCCUCUUUAUGCCAAAGAAAUCCAUUCGAGAGUGGACUCAUCACUGCUUCUCCAGUCUACUCACAAUGUGACUGUGAAUGCUCGCAAUUCAAACGGGGAAGUCACAGGCAGAUUAAAUGUGGGUCCUAAAAUGGUAGAAUUCCACAGUCAGCAAUUUCAGAUCAACUCAAAGGAUGGAAAGCCACUUUUUACAGUGGAUGAAAAUGAAGUUGUAAUUGGCACAGAUAAGCUUCGAGUCACAGGGCCUGAAGGAGCACUUUUUGAACAUUCUGUAGAAACACCACUUGUGAAAGCAGAAGCUUUUAAACAGCUUAGGCUGGAAUCACCAACUCGAUCUUUGAGCAUGGAUGCUCCACGAGGAAUUAAUAUCAAAGCACAAGCUGGGAAUAUUGAAGCUCUUUCCCAGAUGGAUAUCAAACUACACAGCAGUGAUGGCGUGCUUUUGCUCGAUGCUGAAACUGUGCGACUGCCCAAGCUGCCCGAGGGUGCAAGGGGUGGAUCUGGGAUUUCUCAGGGGCUCUAUGAAAUCUGCGUGUGUCCAGAUGGAAAGCUCUACUUGUCAGUGGCCGGCGUGGGCUCCACUUGCCAAGAAUACAGCCGAGUCUGCCAGUGAGGCACCCGAAAACGCCACACACCCCCUCGUGCAUCUGAGUUUUGUAUUACUCCUAAAGAGCGCUACUGAAAGCAUAUUCUUCAAAAUUUUUAAAAGAAAGCACUUACAAUUUAGGAAACAAAUCUGCGCCUACAGUUCUGGAAUACAGGGUGUAAGGGGAAGAAGAGCACAAAUGACAUUUCCACUUCAGAAGAACGACUUGAAUCAAAUUACAUUGUUUUGUCAGUAACACUUGGAAAAUAGCCUUACAGAGAGCAUAAAAAAAUAAAACAAAUAUGUUUCCUUGCUGAACUAUUAUUCAGUCAGAUGAUUAUGUCAUUGUUCAUAUUUUUGAGAUCCGUGGGUUUUUCCUCUCACUACAUAUAAACACUUACUGUAUUAGUGGGUGAAAUUAAAUUGAGGGAACUACUUGAAUUAUUUGUAAGACAAAGCAUUAUUUGGAGAAUUCAGAAAGUGCCAGCAAAUGGUCUAUGCAAUUUUGUUCUUGCAAUAACACAAGAUAGAAAAAUGUGGUAUUUGUAUAAGUUCUGUGUAAAAUAUGUUAAUUUGCUAAUAGCUUUCUAUUUUAAUUUGGCAACACAUAUGCUGAUUUGCUUCUUACUGGGACUCAUGCAAAAACAACUAAUGCAAAAUGCUCCAGAAGUCAUGAAGGCCUCUGUGUCUCAAAUCCAUUCACUAUACAACAGAGAAAUAUGUUAUUAUAUUUUAUAAUAGCAAUUGUUUGUUCUACUGCCUGUACCAUCAUAUUCAUUUAAAUCCUUUUUUAUUUUAGGACAUGCUAAUUCAACAAGGCAAUCUGUUUUGCCAGCUGGUCUAGUAAAAAGAAAAAAAAAGUGUCUUCAGAUUGUCUGACAUAAGGAACUAUUUGGGCAGUGGGAAAAAAUUCAUUUAUGCAGCCCACAAAUUUCAAUUAAGAGGAAUAUUUCACUUCCAUCUGCUGCGCCUGUUGACUGGUAUUUCUGAUCCUGUCAGAGUGGGACUCCCAUCACAGAGAGAGUAAAACUGUUACUACUUUUUACAUUAGGACUUUGGAUACAAAGUAAAUGCUCACCAGAGCUGACAAACCAUUUAUUGGCCGUGGUAAGAAACACAACUGCAGACCCGUUCCCCUGUACGGUGUUGCACUGAACACAAAUAAAUUGUUUGCACACCUCUGGGUAGCAAGAUUUGUAUUUAGUUGUCUGUUGUUUAAACCUCAUGGGUUUUUAAUUCCUUUGAUGCCAUUUUGUAUAUACUUUAUGAUUUUACUAUCCAGGAAGGAGCUAUUGCACAGUGCCUUGGUGUCUAUUUACAGAAGGAAUUUAACCCAUAGUGUUAGUAAACCAUGAAUGUCUACCUUUUGGAAAAAAAUAAUUAUCAUCCUUAAAACAGAUGAAUCAGGACUAUUCAAAAUAACUAUUAAAUUUUAAAAAAACUUGCUACUUCGGCUCUGGUGAACAAGGGAAGAAAACCAACACUCAAAUGAGAUCCCCAGGUACACACAAAAACCUGAGCUGAGAAAGAGUCCCCUGUUAACAUUUUCCACUGUUAGUGUGGCAAAGCCCAGGGCAGUCCCUGCUUCAAGGGCUGCCUUUGCAAUUCUCCAAGAGUCUGAUGUACAGAACUGAACCUGCCCUUCAGCAGCGGCGUGCAGCCCUCAGUAAUUAAUGCUCGAAGAGCUUCAGUAGUGCAAUUAGGAAACACUCAAGGUGAGCUUAAGCAAGUGAAGCAAGGUUUCACAUGUCACCUGGAGAGUGCUCCAAUUGCUGUUACACUGCCUAAAGGAGAAGCAGGAAGCCACACAUCUUCCGUAUCUGAAAUCCCUUUUCUCCGGCUUAGACUCGCUUGCUCCUGUCUUCAGGAGAGAGUCCAAGGCUGUUGGCUGUAAGGAGAGAAAUGUUCACCUCCACAGCUCUAUUUCUUGUCUGUGUCUGUCUCUACAGCUAAGCCCUCAGCUGAGGCGUACUUUAACAUUUUAACAGAAACUUGUCUUCAGUAUUCCUUUAAAGUCAAUUUAGGUGGUUCCAGCUCCAUGCACAAGCUUUUACAAACCAAAAUACAAGCAGACUUAGCUUACUCAUUGGAUAGAAAGUAUGAGUACUAAAAUAAAGGUUAGCAAAUGCCCUUGCUUGUGCUAGAUACCUAAAAACUGCUGCUACAAAGAACUUGGAGAACUGUAAUGUCACCAAUGUCUUACAGGUCUAGUGUUAACAGCAAAACUGGGACUUGAGUUCUUAGAAAUUUCAGCCAUUGUUCUGACAUCAAGGAACAUAUGCCCACUUCCGUGGGGUAUCAAACAACUACUUCACCUAAUCUAACCCCUAGAUAUUAGCCAGAUACUGUAAAAUAGUUAAAAUCUGCUUGUUCUGCUGGCAGUAGAAGCACAGCACUCUAAGUUAUAUAUCUUAAGCUUUUGUUUUGGAGGCACAUUUUCAAACGUGAUUUGCCAGUUAAUUCACAGCAAGGGAUUGAACUGAGGCUUUCCAGGCAAGAAUAACCUGACCCUAAAGUGCUAGGAAAAUCAGGGUGCAGUCCCCUAGCUGGUAACACUAUUAAGUAGGAUGGCACUUCAUUUAGGCACUGCAGUAACUACCACCUUUCUUGUGGAGAUAAAUCUUCUGGACUUGCUUCAUUUCACAGGUGGAUUCUGAGUAGUACCAAAACCUAGAGGUCUUCUGUACCCUCAGAACUGCCAUCAUCCAAGUCACCAAUGUCACCAAAGUGAUCCUUUUAAUUGCUUAAAUUUCAUUCUCCUUUUCAUUAUGCUGCAACACUGACAUCAGAAGUAUUGUUCCAGUAUAGAAGUUGUGCACAUUUUUUCAAGCAUGACUGGCACCAUCGUGUCACUAUUUUUUUUUCUUUUAGGUGAGGUUAGUAGAGAAACAAAAGUUAUGCUAAAAUUACCAGAGUGUAAUCAGCUGAUGCUACAAUUUGAAUUGCUGUUAAUCUCAACAUCGUUCAUUCAAAAUUACUGUUCCUAUUUGAAUCAAACUUCAGUAACUAGUUACAGAGUAACAAAAUUAUGGCACAGGGAAGUGAGAGUAUGCAGUUCUCUAGUUUAUUUCCAAAAGUAUUAUCCAAAUAGAGAAGAGAAAAAAACACUACCAGCAUAGUGAACUGAUUUGUUUGCAUAUUUACUCCCUCAAAAAUAAUUAUUUACAGCAGUUCUUGCAACUGGUUGCAAUUGUUACACAGUGGAAAAAUGAUAGAAAAAGUUCACUGUUGAUUGCCCAAACACAAGCGCUUUUUUUUUCCAUUUCAUAGUCCUUUAGUAUUUGCAUUUGUCUGUCUUUAUAUAGCUUUAUGCAAAAGGAAAUUGCAAGAAUUGGAAACUGAGUCCUUGAAUAAACUUUAUACAUUUUGAA
Sturnus vulgaris (Common starling) is the source of this 4563-nucleotide messenger RNA. It is a transcript of the gene SGCG, whose product is annotated as sarcoglycan gamma. Gene Ontology annotation, biological process: heart contraction; cardiac muscle tissue development. The record is from RefSeq and is a predicted model, not a curated record. Gene Ontology annotation, cellular component: sarcolemma; sarcoglycan complex. NCBI's taxonomy places the organism in Eukaryota, Metazoa, Chordata, Aves, Passeriformes, Sturnidae.